CGAAUGGUGUUCUCCCCGUGACGGAACGCACGCCGCUCCUCGCCGCCUCUGGCGCGUCCUCCCCCAAUGACACCAGUGGGGCGGGGUAUACCAACGUCCACGCAAACGGCACCGCAAACAAUCCAAACGCCGCCCCCGCCCCAGUGCCGCUAAGCCGCAAAACGCUCCCGGCGCGCCUUCUCUCGCUCAAACACACGGUGCACGCCAAGAUGCGCAGUGUGCACGCGCGGGAGCUGCCAAGGCAGGCGGUCGGGGCGUUGCCGGCGGUGUUGUUGGGGGCGCUGUUGAAUGUGCUUGAUGGGGUUUCUUAUGGGAUGAUCAUCUUCCCCGCCGCGGGCGUGUUCGCGGGGCUGGGCGGGAUGGGCGUGUCGAUGUUUUUCGUGUCGGCGGUGAUCGCGCAGUUUGUGUACACGUUCGGGGGGAGCAUGUUUGCGGGUGCGAAUGGGAGUAUGAUGAUCGAGGUUGUGCCGUUCUUCCACAUCCUCGCGAAGACAAUCGAGGCGGACAUCGGCGCGGACCGUGCGCGGGAGGUGAUUGCGACGACGAUUGUUGCGUAUGCGUUGUCGUCGAUUCUCACUGGCCUGACGUUCUUCCUCCUCGGCGCGCUCCGUCUCGGCGCGCUCAUCGGGUUCUUUCCGAGGCAUAUUCUGGUCGGGUGUAUAGGCGGAGUGGGCGUGUUUCUGAUUAUCACCGGGCUGACAGUGAGCACGCGGCUCGAGUCCGACUCGCUCGACCCGUCGCUCGAGACGCUGCGCUUCUUCUUCGGGAACGCGCACGCGCUCGUGCUGUGGGUGCCGCCCGCGGCGCUGGCGGUGCUGCUGCGCGUGAUUACGGCGAGGGUGCAUCAUCAGCUUUUGUUCCCUGCGUACUUCCUCGUGAUCCCGGUGAUAUUCUACAUCGUCGUCGCGGCUGCGCAGCUCGAUCUCGGCGCGCUAAGGCGCAGCGGGUGGCUGUUUGAUAUAGCGGCGAGUACGGGCGGGGCGGAGGACAGGUGGUAUGGGUUUUAUACGUUCCUUGACUGGCGGCUGAUCCAGUUCCGGCCGCUGUGGACGACGCUGCCGACGCAGUUCGCGCUGCUGUUUUUCAACAUUUUGCAUCCGCCGCUGAAUGUGCCUGCGUUGUCUGUAUCGCUGGACGAGGACAUCGACACGAACAAGGAGCUCGUCGGGCACGGGUAUUCGAAUUUGUUGGCUGGGGUGCUUGGGACUGUGCCGAACUAUCUCGUCUAUGUGAACACGCUGCUGUUCUAUCGUGUGGGAGGCGGGACGCGCGUGGCUGGGUUUUUGCUCGGGAUCGCGAAUAUUGUGUUGUUGUUGAUCGGGACGGGGCCGAUUGCGUAUAUUCCUGUUAUGGUCGUCGGUGCGCUGAUCUUCGUGCUCGGUUUUGACCUUGUGAAGGAGGCGCUGUGGGAUACGCGGCAUCGGGUUAGCAGGAUGGAGUACAUCACGAUCAUCAGCAUCAUGAUCUGCAUGACCGUGUGGGACUUUGUCAUCGGGGUGCUGUUCGGGAUCGUCGUCAGCUGCUUCUUCUUCGUCGUGCAGAACUCACAGCGGCGCAGCAUCCGCGCGUGUUACACGGGCGACACGGCGAUGUCGACUGUGCGCCGGCCCGCUGCGCACCGGGCGUACCUCCGCGAGGUGUCGAAGCAGACGCAGGUUAUCCGGUUGCAAGGCUUCCUGUUCUUUGGUACGAUCUCGCGCGUGGAGGAGACGCUGUGCAGCAUCGUGGACGCGGCGCCGUGGCUGCGGCACCCGGUGCGGUUCGUCGUUGUCGAUCUUGCGCUCGUGGCUGGUGUCGAUCUGUCGGCUGCGGAGGCGUUUGUGAGGAUCCAGAGGCUGUUGUCGGCCAAGGGCGUUAUUCUGGUGUUUUGUGGGCUGAGGAACGAGAGUGUGGGGCGCGCGCUGGCGAGUGUGGGUGUGUUUGCGGAGGAUUAUGUGGAGGUUUUUGGGACGUAUAAUGAUGCGAUGGAGUGGACGGAGAAUGCGUAUUUGCAUGCGUGGUUCCGUGUGCAGAGGAAGGAGGCGACGCCUGUUGCGUUUCCUGGGCGGCAGGCUCCCCAAAUCCACUUUGAUAAUUCUCUUUCGGGCUCGCCACGGAGGCUGCAGUUGCAGGAUGUUGGAGAUCGGACGAUUGCGCAAGAGCUCACACACCUCGACAUGCCCUCUGAGCCAUACAACACCCUCGUCAAAGCCUUUGCGUCAUUCGAAGGCGUCGACGACGCGCUCCUGCGGCGCCUCCCGCCGUUCUUCUCGCGCGUCGCUGCGCCCGAGGGCCACGUGCUGUGGGAGCAGAACCAGCACCCGGACGGGCUGUACCUGAUCGAGUCAGGCGUCCUGCGGGCGUCGUACCGGUUCGGGGAGCACAUGGCGGUGAUCGAGGAGUCGAUGGUGUCGGGGACGCUGGCGGGGGAGCUGUCGGCGCUGGCUGGGGAGCCGCGGAAUGCAAGGGUGGUGGUGGAGAGGCAGGCGGUGUUGUGGCGGAUGAGCGAGGAGAAUAUGGGGAGGAUGGAGAGGGAGCAGGCGGAGGUGGCGCGGAGGUUUGUGAGGCUGGUGUUGAAAUCUGCGAAAAUUGACACGGAUGUGCUGCUGGUGUCGUUGGCUGCGAGGCAAUGAGCCACGUGCGUCUCGUUCGGAGGAUGCUCAAAAUCUAGCGUCGGCAUCAGCGUUUAUCAUCACGGACUCUUGAUCGAUUGAUUCUCAUGUUGUUGUGGGUGCAAGAAAAAGUACAGAUACCCUCAUUCAUUAACUGUU
This is a messenger RNA of Coniophora puteana RWD-64-598 SS2, 2750 nucleotides long. RefSeq lists its product as uncharacterized. NCBI's taxonomy places the organism in Eukaryota, Fungi, Basidiomycota, Agaricomycetes, Boletales, Coniophoraceae. The transcript is spliced from 20 exons. Gene Ontology annotation, cellular component: membrane. Bases 210 to 2612 code for a protein of 800 amino acids. The record is from RefSeq and is a predicted model, not a curated record.